CUUCCUCUGCUUCGCAGUCUCGCCCACCGCCACUCCCCUGCCUCCCCCGAAAACCCCAAAGCGCACCAAACCCUAGCGAGCGAGGCGAUCGGCCACCGGCGACCGAGCGCAAUGGAGACUCCCUCGGCGGCCCGAGACCUGGAGGCGGCCGUGCCCGCGGCACCUGCGGCAGCGGCGGCGGCGAAGGCGGAGCCCAAGGCGGCGGCGGUGGCGGGGAAGGCGGAGCAGGAGAAGCAGGCGGCCCCCGCGGCGAAGAAGGUGGCGGAGGAGGAGGAUCCGCGUCUGCGCUGGGCGUUCGUGCGCAAGGUCUACGCGAUCCUGUCCCUCCAGUUCGCGCUCACCGCGGCGGUCGCGACCGUCGCCUGCCUCGUGCGCCCCAUCCCGCGCUUCUUCGCCGUCGGACCUCCCGCCGCCGUCUGGCCCACGUUCAUCGUCAUCCUCGUCUCCCCGCUGAUCGUCAUGUUCCCCAUGCUCAAGUACAGGGAGAAGCACCCCAGGAACCUCGUCCUGCUCGCCCUGUUCACGCUCUGCUGCAGCCUCAGCAUCGCCGUGUCCGCCUCCACCACCUUCGGCACAGUGGUUCUGCAAGCCACCAUCCUCACAGCUUCUUCAGUUGUGGGGCUGACUCUCUUCACUUUCUUGGCUGUCAAGAGGGGCUACGACUUCAGCUUCACCUUCCCGUUCCUCUUCACCUCCCUCCUCGUGCUCCUGGUGUACAUCACCAUCCAGAUCUGCUUCCCGCUGGGAAGGGUGGCCAUGACCAUCUACGGGUUCCUGGCCACCGUCGUGUUCUCGGGCUUCAUCGUCUACGACACCAACAUGCUGCUCAAGCGCCACACCUACAACGAGUACGUCGUCGCCGCCAUCUCCCUCUACCUGGACGUGAUCAACCUCUUCAUGGCCCAGAUGUCGCUCUCCUGCCAUUGAUCGACUGCCAGCCAGCCAGCCUCACCUGACCCCCUCUCCCCUUGACGCCUCGCCCGUCUGGUACAACAUGGUACGUGGAUCACAUCACAUAGCUGCACAAGUCUAGCUGCCUCACAUUAUCCUAAUAUAUACUAGUAGUAAGUGCCAAAUAGCAUUACAGUCCUACAGAGCUGGAGAACUGAUCUGUAAUUUGGCUGGCCACCCUCUAGCUUGAGACAUAGUACAUAUAUCUCGUUCGUAUAUGGCAUUGCCGUAUAAUAGCGAUAGAUAAUCGUAGACCCUGAGAUUGAUCGUGCUUCGGCACCGGAUGGCUGUGAGUGUUAUUUUAUGAUGCUGGUGGGUCUGAAACUUUAAUGGGGGAUCCGAGAUUAUUCACUA
Molecule: messenger RNA, 1305 nt
Organism: Sorghum bicolor (sorghum)
Lineage: Eukaryota; Viridiplantae; Streptophyta; Magnoliopsida; Poales; Poaceae
Product: BI1-like protein
Exons: 4
Coding region: 112-927 (271 amino acids)
Cellular component (GO): membrane
Source: RefSeq, a predicted model, not a curated record